Boleophthalmus pectinirostris (great blue-spotted mudskipper) is the source of this 628-nucleotide messenger RNA. RefSeq names its product ribosomal protein S14 (gene rps14). The coding region runs from base 131 to 586 and encodes 151 amino acids. Gene Ontology annotation, molecular function: structural constituent of ribosome; mRNA 5'-UTR binding; small ribosomal subunit rRNA binding. NCBI's taxonomy places the organism in Eukaryota, Metazoa, Chordata, Actinopteri, Gobiiformes, Gobiidae. The transcript is spliced from 5 exons. Gene Ontology annotation, biological process: ribosomal small subunit assembly; maturation of SSU-rRNA from tricistronic rRNA transcript (SSU-rRNA, 5.8S rRNA, LSU-rRNA); translation. The record is from RefSeq and is a predicted model, not a curated record. Gene Ontology annotation, cellular component: cytosolic small ribosomal subunit; ribosome.
UUUUUUUUUUAUUUACAUUUUUCUGGCGUUUUUUUCCCGCCGCCGCACGCGGGCAGCAGAGCUCUUUUUGACCCCGGAAGCGGAAAUCGGUCCUUUUCUGUUUCUGCUUGGUAAAGAGACACUCAGAGACAUGGCUCCACGUAAAGGGAAGGAGAAGAAGGAGGAGCAGGUGAUCAGCCUGGGCCCUCAGGUCGCAGAAGGAGAGAACGUGUUCGGAGUCUGCCACAUCUUCGCCUCUUUCAACGACACCUUCGUCCACGUCACCGACCUGUCCGGAAAGGAGACGAUCUGCCGUGUGACCGGUGGGAUGAAGGUGAAGGCCGACAGAGACGAGUCUUCUCCAUACGCCGCCAUGUUGGCCGCUCAGGACGUGGCCCAGCGCUGCAAAGAGCUCGGCAUCACCGCCCUGCACAUCAAGCUGAGGGCCACCGGGGGCAACAGGACAAAGACCCCCGGCCCUGGAGCCCAGUCUGCCCUCAGAGCUCUGGCCCGAUCAGGCAUGAAGAUCGGACGCAUCGAGGACGUGACCCCGAUCCCGUCAGACUCGACCCGGAGGAAGGGAGGACGCAGAGGAAGACGUCUGUAGACAUGUGGACAUAUUCACCAAAUAAAACUUUUGACAAUAAAA